Scatophagus argus is the source of this 5825-nucleotide messenger RNA. It is a transcript of the gene tut7, whose product is annotated as terminal uridylyl transferase 7. The transcript is spliced from 29 exons. Bases 274 to 4224 code for a protein of 1316 amino acids. The record is from RefSeq and is a predicted model, not a curated record. Gene Ontology annotation, molecular function: nucleic acid binding; zinc ion binding; RNA uridylyltransferase activity. Lineage: Eukaryota; Metazoa; Chordata; Actinopteri; Scatophagidae.
UGAAACGUUAUCUGAGCUGUUGUUUGGUGGCAGUUUGUCUAACAUAAAACUUUGUGACUAACUCUCAUUUGCGGACGGUGUCUUGCGUACAUGUGUGAUAAAGUUAACUGCCGUUAACGUGAGGAAGAGGGAGAGCUAAUUUGAAGUUAAAGCCAAAUCAGACCACUGUAGCUGUAAGCUAGCUUACGCUAACACCAUGCCAAAACAAGCUCCCCAAGUCAACUAGAUGAGUGGGCUAACGUUACAGUUAUCCAGUUUUAGCAUAAGUGAUCCAUGGAAAACUUGGGCAGACCCAAACGGGCUAGACAUGGUGACUGGGAGAGGGAAGCAGCUGCAGACAAGGUGGAAAACUGGAGGAUCCAGGAUCAGGGUCGAGGACAACACUUCAGAUCUGAGGGAGGUCAGCAGGGUAAGAGCCAGGGUGGGCUCUACCGGGCCAGUCCCAAGAAGGGAGGACUAGGUCCUAUGAGCUACUCCCCUGGUGGAUUCAGAGGUGGUCACAGCCCCUUGCAGAGGGAUGAUUUCCGGUGGUUCUCAGGUCCUGAGAACAGUGGUGGGAGUCGAGACGAUAACUGGAGAGGGCGCUCACAACAGCAACCGCAGCAGCACUGGAGGAGGAAUUCACAGGGAGAAGGUGCCGAGGAGUACAGGGAGCAGGGCAGGAGCGAGGCAAAUGAUGGCAGUGCUCAUAAAUCGGGGCGAAAACGGAGAAACAGAAACAAGAAGAAAGCUUUUGCUGAGGAGAACAGGGGCCUUGAAGAGUCCACACUCUCAGCCAAAGACAUGCGCAGCUUAAGACUGGCAGAGAGGCGUCUUAACAAAGAUGAGAUCUACUGUCUGAAGAAGAGGUCCCACAGCAACCCCAGUGCACUUUACACGUGUGCUCUGUGUGAUGUUCUCCUGGAAUCUCUGUCUGAUGCUAACAGGCAUAUCAGAGACAAACGGCACAAAAAGAAGGCUAGGGAGAGGCAAGAGCAGGUGAUGCUGAUCGAGAUUCUGCCUCCUGGUCCAGAGCAGAUCAGUGCAGUGAGUGCUGCACUAGCAGCUGUUGUCGGGGAACAUGGGCUGAAUGAUGAGGAUGUUGUGAAGAGACAAAGUGUUGUCGCCCUCAUGCAAGACCUCCUUCUGUCCGUCCUGCCUGAGAUCAGGCUCAGGCUAUAUGGAUCAUCUUGCACUAAGUUUGGAUUUAAGGAUUCUGAUGUCAACAUUGACAUUCAGUAUCCACCUCACAUGCAUCAACCAGACGUCUUGAUGUUGGUCAAGGACAACCUCUCUGUGAGCCCUCUCUUUGUUGAUCUGGAAGCUGAUUUUCAUGCCAGGGUUCCUGUGGUCAUCUGCAAAGAGAAAAACAGUGGCCUCGUCUGCAAAGUUAGUGCAGGCAAUGAAAACGCGUUCCAGACCACCUCCUAUCUUUCUGCACUGUCCAAUCGGGAGCCUGUCCUCCUCCCACUGGUUUUGGGCCUCAGACGCUGGGCCCAGAUCUGUGUGAUUGACCAUGCAGAGGAAGGUGGGCUGCCACCGUAUGUCUUCGCCCUCAUGGUUAUCUACUUCUUACAGCAGCGCAAAGAGUCCCUCUUGCCUACUUACCUGAAACAAGACAUUAAGGUGUUUUCACUCAGCAGGCUGUCAGACUUCAAUCUCACACAUGUGGAUGAGGAUGGGUAUUUACACUGGGCUUACACCCCGUCAUCUAAAGAAUCUUCACAGCCAGCAGAGGGCUCCUGUAUAAAGGGAAAGGUACCGCUGGUUUUCCAGACUCCUCACCUGCCUGUGGAAGUUGGGCUUCUCUGGGUCGAAAUGCUUCGCUUCUACUCACUGGAGUUCAACACAGCUGACAAUGUGAUCAGUGUGCGAACCAGUGUUGUCCUCUCCCGAGAGAUGAAAGACUGGCCAAAAAAACGCAUUGCUGUCGAAGACCCUUUUGCCGUGAAGAGAAAUGUGGCCCGCACGGUGAACAGCCAACAAAUGUACGAGUACAUCCUCCACUGCCUCAAAACCACAUACAAGUACUUUGCACUGCCGCUCAACACGCCAGCUGCUAGUCACAAGACACGGGCACAGCGUGGACCCAUUAAAGGGGCAAAUGUGAAGGCUUUGAAUGAAGAGAUUGUAUCAGAUUUCAGUCAGCUUAGUUUUCAGUCACAACAAGAAAAUGACCCUGACAUUGUAGAAAAUGGCCCAGAAGACUCUGAUUGCAUUAUUGAGGAAGAGGAGGAAGUUGAAGAAUACAGUGAUUCUGAUGAAGAGAGAGAGAAGGAAAAAGCGGACCUUGGUAAAAGCAGUCUCUCAGAGGAUGAGGAGGAUGAGGAUGUAGAUAUUGAUGUGGGCACAGGCAACAGACACCACUUGGACAGCUUCACCACCGAGGAUGAGGAGAUUUUCCCAGUGGAUGAGAUCUCAGGGGAGGAGCUUUUGUCUGAUGUGGAGGGUCCAGAUUUGGACACACUUGGCUCAAUGGACGAGGAGGACGAGGAGGAGGGGGAGGAGGUGGAUUUGGCACCUCCACUUUUAGAGGAUACAGUUAAAGAUGAGAGCCCAGAAAAUGAAACCCAAAAACAGAGCAAACUUUCUUAUGAGUUCACCAGGCAAGCUUUCACUCGAGGCAAGUCACACAUGGUCGUGUGCAGCUUGUGCAAGCGUGAUGGACAUCUGAAGAAAGACUGUCCUGAAGAUUUCAAGAAAGUGCAGCUGGAUCCUUUGCCCCCAAUAACACCAGAGUUUCUUGGUAUCCUUAACCAAGUCUGUGAGCAGUGCUACACUGACUUUGCCCCAGAUGAACUGGAAAUGAGUGUGAGAGAGCACAUUCUUCAAGACCUGGAGACCUUUGUCAGACGACAGUUUGCUGGAGCUCGGCUGCAGCUAUUUGGAUCAUCCAAAAAUGGCUUUGGCUUCAGACAGAGUGACCUAGACAUCUGUAUGGUACUGGAGGGGCAGGAGACCAUAAAUGAUAUUGACUGCAUCACUAUAAUCGAAAGCUUGGCGAGACUGCUGAAGAAACACCCAGGUGUGAAGAACAUCUUGCCCAUCACUACUGCAAAAGUACCCAUCGUGAAAUUCUACCAUGUUCGCACCAGCCUGGAGGGAGACAUUAGCCUCUACAACACUCUGGCCCUGCACAACACGCACCUGCUGGCUUCAUAUGCUGCCAUUGACAGGAGAGUCAAGAUCCUCUGUUAUGUCAUGAAGGUUUUUGCCAAAAUGUGUGAUAUUGGGGAUGCGUCACGCGGCAGCCUCUCGUCCUACGCCUACACCCUCAUGGUGCUCUUCUUUCUCCAGCAGAGAAACCCACCAGUGAUCCCUGUGCUGCAAGAGAUUUAUGAUGGAAAGAAGAAGCCAGAGGUCCUGGUUGAUGGCUGGAACGUGUACUUUUUCGAUGAUUUAAAAGCAUUACCCAGUCGCUGGCCACAGUAUGGGAAGAACACCGAGACUGUGGGGGAGCUGUGGCUCGGCCUCCUGCGCUUUUACACUGAAGACUUCGACUUCAGAGAGCAUGUUGUCUGCAUCCGUCAGCAUGACCGUCUCACCACCUUCAACAAGCAGUGGACCUCCAAGUACAUUGUCAUUGAAGAUCCAUUUGACCUGAAUCAUAAUCUCGGUGCGGGUCUCUCCAGGAAAAUGACUAAUUUCAUCAUGAAGGCUUUCAUCAAUGGAAGAACAGUGUUUGGCACACCAGUCAAAGCUUUCCCUCCAGUUUACCCCAGUCAGAUGGAGUAUUUCUUUGAUCCCGAAGUUCUCACCGAGGGAGAGGUGGCUCCCAAUGACCGCUGCUGCCGCAUCUGCGGCAAGAUCGGCCACUUCAUGAAAGAUUGUCCCAUGCGUAAGAAGUCCAAGCACAGAAAGGACUCGGAGCGAAGGCCAGAGCAUCAGCGAGACAAAAUGGAUACAGGAGAGGACUCCAAGGAUCAGGUCAGACACAAGAGUGAGCACUGGAGGAAAAGAGAUGCACUGGAGAUGCGCUGCUGUUAUCUGUGUGGGUCAAGCGCCCACAUCAAGAAGGACUGUCAGCUGUACAAAAGCCCUGCAGGUACUGUGAAGAAAGAAAACUUUUAUUCCCCCUCCUCAGCCCAUUUGAGGAAUUUGAGAGAAAAGGAGAGGCAGGGGUCGCCUGUACAAGAAGAGAACAAGAAAAGAAAGCAACAAAAUGUGAUAUUAAGUCCACAAGCAGGUAGUUUAGCCUGCCGACAUUUGGGUCGCUCUGGGCACCGGAAGAGCCCAGUGGAAUGAGCAACAUCUGUGGCUACACAAACCACGAGGGUCUACUCUCGUCCAGGCAGACAGCAACCCAAAGUUCAGAAACUCCUAAAUAUGAAUGGGACUCUUGGGCCAGUGGGAGCCCGUUAAAAGCCAAAGCCAGGACGCCUUGACUUGAAGCCAAAUAGGGCCUUUUUAUGUGUGUUAUCCCCCCACCCCCUACAGCUCUCCUCCUCAGAGGAGUUUUUUAAAGCUUUCAUUUUAACAAGACAAGCCAUUAUGCAUGCACCUCAUGUCUUUGUUUACCUACACUGCCAGUCAGGUUGUUUUUUUUGUUGUUUUUUUUUUAAACACAAUUACAUUUGAAGCAGUGCCAUUGCAGAUUCAGUGUGAAAUCUCUCAAAUUAUAAAAUGCAAUGUUUUGUUGUUAUGGGCUAACAGUAAACUGGUUCUGAUGUAUCUUAUUUGUGGACAACAUCUUAUACUUAUUUGUAUAGGGUCAGGUAAGCUCUUGUGUUUGUAAACACUGCUACAUCUGUAAGACAAAUGGUCAUGACGUCAGUAUGUGGUCUGUCACGUCAUCAAGAUUGAGGCCAAUUUCAAGUUAAAACAAAAGGUUAUUCAUUAGAUAUUCUUUACUUUAUAAUUACAAAGUUUUAUAAUGAAUUGCCAAUUUUUCUUGAUAUUUGACGAAGAAAUUACAGUCUGGAUUUGUUUCAAAUUUUGAAUGGCAGUGUAUCUUUCAUAAUGGCCAGGUUCCAUUUUUAUAUCAAAUUUAUUUUAAAUCCUCCUUAAUUUUUUUAAUUUGUCUUCUGCACUGACAUUUAUCAGUUUAUCUCUCCUUCAGCGUUGAAAGCAGCUUUACCAACAGUAUCUGUGUUUGUGUGUGUCUGUGUUAAAGAAGCCACCCUGUAGGUAUUUUGUCAGACUGCUGAUCCACCCCUGUUUCAUAGAUGCAUAUUGCCCCACAACUGCCUUGUAAGUGUGAAUAGUAGGACAGUAAAACUGUGCUUACUCUGCCAAUAUUGGCCUCUAUCUGUCUUUACACGUUCCAGGAAGUGUUAUAACUAUAGUGCAAGAACAUAUAGUUGAGAAGGUUGGCCAAAGAGUUUAACGCUUAAACUCAUGAAACUGGUAAGAUUUUGGAUGGAAAAAAAAAUCAACUGGUCCAGCUGAUUGCACACACUGCUGCAAACACUGUUCGCUUACUGUAAAACCUAAGCUACAGGUAAUCCAAGUUAGCUCAGUGGAAAGACAAAUGUAUUUAUUUGCCACAAAUUCUUCAUUUUGUUGUAACGGUGUCACAGAUUGGUAGCUGCACUGUGAGGGCUGAUGCCCUUUAAUUCUGUUGCUGCUAGUUAAUGUCUCAAAGGCCUGCUUACCAUUCAACUUUAAAUAUGGACUCUGACUUUCUUGUCCUAAUGUGGUUGAAUUUUUAUGAAAGAAUUAUGUUGAUGUUAUUGGAAUCAAACUUCUCAUUUUAAAGAAACUUCAUUUUAAAUGCCUCAUUGCAUUUCUUUUUGUUGGACAAAAGGUAUAGUUUGUAUUUAAGAAACUCCCAAUCCUGCCAUGCUAAGUUGGCUUGUGAUCCAUUUUGUGUCUCAAAGAAUUCAUUAAACUGAAGUCAAGUCCCA